AUAAAAUGUCUCAAGGAACUUUAUUUGCUACUGGCCACUCUCGUGGUAUUUUACCAAGAGCUUUAGUUAAACACUUCAAAUUGGAUGUUAAAAUCUCCGAUCAAGAAGAUCCAGUUUAUAAAAAAAACUUCCCAUUAGCUAAAGUUCCAGCUUUUGUUGGUCCAAAAGGUUUCAAAUUAAAUGAAAUCAUUGCUGUUACCAUUUACUUAUUAAACUUGGCUAAUGAUGAAAAAUUAUUAGGUAAAAACGCUCAAGAAUACGCUCAAAUCUUGAAAUGGUUAUCUCUUGCUAACUCUGAACUUUUACCUUCUCUUGCUAGUGCUUUCAAACCAUUGAUUGGUGCUUCUCCUUACAACAAAAAACAAGUUGACGAUAACACUGCUUAUGCCAACAAGGUUGCCAACAUUUUUGAAGAAAGAUUAGCCAGCUACACUUACUUGGUUGGUGAAAGAUUAUCUUUAGCUGAUUUACUCGCUACUACUUCUUUCCUCAGAGGUUACGACCACUUAUACGGUGCUCAAUGGAGAAAACAAUACCCAAACAUCACUAGAUGGUUCAAAACUAUCAUUAAAACUCCAAUCUUAAGUGAAUUCAUUGGUGAUUAUAAAUUCAGAGAAAAACCAGUUGAAUACACUCCUCCAAAGAAGGAAAAGAAACAACAACCAAAAGCUGAAAAAGCUGAAAAAGCUCCAAAACCAGCUGCUGCCGCUCCUGCUGAACCAGCUCAAGCUCCAAAACCAAAACACCCAUUGAGUUUAUUACCUCCAGCUAAAACUUCAAUUGAUGAAUGGAAGAGAACUUACUCUAAUGAAGAAACUAGAGAAGUUGCCAUUCCUUUCUUCUGGGAAAAAAUUUACAACCCUGAAGAUUACUCCUUAUGGAAGGUUGACUAUAAAUAUAACGACGAAUUAACCUUGACCUUUAUGUCUAACAACUUGGUUGGUGGUUUCUUUGCUAGAUUAUCUGCCUCCACCAAAUUCAUGUUUGGUUCCAUGGUUGUUUUCGGUGAAAACAACAACAACGGUAUCACCGGUUUCUUCUUAAUCAGAGGUCAAGAUCAUGUUCCUGCCUUUGAUGUUGCUCCAGAUUGGGAAUCUUAUGAUUUCAAAAAAUUGGACGCUAAGAACGAUGAAGAUGUUAAGUUCAUCAACAACAUGUUGGCCUGGGAUGAACCAGUUGUCGUCAACGGUGAAAAGAAAGAAAUCGCCGACGGUAAAGUCUUCAAAUAAUCUAUAUAGUUGUCUGUACUUAAUUAUAUUCUUUAUUUU
Molecule: messenger RNA, 1268 nt
Organism: Hyphopichia burtonii NRRL Y-1933
Lineage: Eukaryota; Fungi; Ascomycota; Pichiomycetes; Serinales; Debaryomycetaceae
Gene: CAM1
Product: translation elongation factor EF1B gamma
Exons: 2
Coding region: 6-1229 (407 amino acids)
Biological process (GO): translational elongation
Cellular component (GO): nucleus; cytoplasm
Molecular function (GO): translation elongation factor activity
Source: RefSeq, a predicted model, not a curated record